Perognathus longimembris pacificus (Pacific pocket mouse) is the source of this 1516-nucleotide messenger RNA. RefSeq names its product reticulophagy regulator family member 3 (gene Retreg3). The coding region runs from base 87 to 1487 and encodes 466 amino acids. The record is from RefSeq and is a predicted model, not a curated record. Gene Ontology annotation, biological process: reticulophagy. The transcript has 9 exons. NCBI's taxonomy places the organism in Eukaryota, Metazoa, Chordata, Mammalia, Rodentia, Heteromyidae.
CUCCUCGCCGAAUCUCGCAUCUGCGCAGUUGCUGUUAUUUGUGAUUGUCGAGCCGCAGUCCCGGAUGUUGUGGCUGCCGGGGGGAGAUGGCGGAGGUUGAGGGGGUGUCCGCGGCCCCAGGGCCAGCCUCGGGGUUGGCUUUCAGGGGCCGCCGAGCUAUGUCCGGCUCCUGUGAGCGUGACCAGCAGGUUGAGGCGACGCAGCGGGCCCUGGUGGAGGUGCUGGGGCCCUACGAGCCCCUGCUGAGCCGGGUCCAGGCAGCCCUGGUGUGGGAGCGGCCAGCCAGGAGCGCCCUGUGGUGCCUGGGGCUGAACGCGGCUUUCUGGUUUUUUGCACUGACAUCCCUUCGUCUUGUGUUUUUACUUGCAUUUGGCUUGAUCAUCAUUGUCUGUAUUGAUCAAUGGAAGAAUAAAAUUUGGCCUGAGAUAAAAGUGCCAAGACCUGACGCAUUAGACAAUGAGAGCUGGGGCUUUGUUCACCCACGGUUGCUCAGCGUGCCCGAGCUCUGCCAUCAUGUAGCUGAAGUCUGGGUUAGUGGGACCAUUUUCGUAAGGAAUCUUUUGCUUUUCAAAAAGCAAAACCCAGGCAAGUUCUGCUUGCUGAGCUGUGGGAUUUUGACCUUCUUGGCUGUCUUGGGCCGCUACAUCCCUGGGCUCCUGCUCUCCUAUUUGAUUCUUGUCGCUGUCAUGAUGUGGCCACUUGCUGUGUACCACCGACUGUGGGAUCGAGCCUAUGUGCGGCUAAAGCCAGCUCUACAGAGGCUAGACUUCAGUGCCCAUGGCUACAUGAUGUCCAAGCAGAGAGAGAGACAAUUGCGCCGUAGAGCUCUACACCCAGAACGUACUAUGGACAACAACAGUGACAGUGAGGAAGAGCUUGCUGCAUUCUGUCCUCAGCUGGAUGAUUCUACAGUUGCCAGGGAAUUGGCUAUCACAGACUCGGAGCACUCAGAUGCUGAAGUCUCCUGUACAGACAAUGGCACAUUCAAUCUUUCAAGGGGCCAGACACCUCUAACAGAAGGCUCUGAAGAUUUAGAUGGUCACAGUGAUCCAGAGGAAUCAUUUGCCAGAGACCUUCCAGACUUCCCUUCCAUUAAUGUGGAUCCUGCUGGCCUGGAUGAUGAAGACGAUACUAGCAUUGGGAUGCCCAGCUUGAUGUACCGUUCCCCACAAGGGGCUGAGGAUCCCCAUGCUCCCCCUCCCAGCCAGGGGGAGGCUGCACUGCCGGAGCUCCUGCUUGGUUCCCUUCCUGUGGGGCCCAACCUUACCAGCAACCUUGCCAGCCUGGUUUCCCAGGGUAUGAUCCAGCUGGCCUUGUCAGGAGCCUCCCAGACAGGCCCUGCUGGCCCACCUCCCCGGAGAGCAACAAGAGGCUUCCUCCGGUCUCCUAGUUCAGACCUGGACACUGAUGCUGAGGGAGAUGACUUUGAACUUCUGGACCAGUCAGAGCUGAAUCAGCUGGAUCCUUCCAAUUCCAGGAGCCACUAAGAAUACAAGAGACUCCUUUUUGGGAAUCA